Brettanomyces nanus is the source of this 1686-nucleotide messenger RNA. RefSeq lists its product as uncharacterized. Bases 1 to 1686 code for a protein of 561 amino acids. Gene Ontology annotation, biological process: transmembrane transport. Gene Ontology annotation, molecular function: transmembrane transporter activity. The record is from RefSeq and is a predicted model, not a curated record. NCBI's taxonomy places the organism in Eukaryota, Fungi, Ascomycota, Pichiomycetes, Pichiales, Pichiaceae. The transcript has a single exon.
AUGUCAGAAAUCGAUUAUGAUGCUAUUCCAGGUACCUCUCACUUAUUGGAGACAGACCUAAUUAACCAUAUGGGCAAAAAAGACACAGACAAGGGUGUUAUCCUCAUCCCAACUCCAUCUGAUGAUCCCAAUGACCCCUUGAAUUGGUCAUAUACCCGUAAGCUGAUACAAAUAUUUUGUAUCGUUCUCUAUUGCUAUGGUGGUGGUUGCGUUGGUUGUGUGAUCUAUAGUAUUCUCACGGAUAUUGCUGCUGCUCCCGGUGUUAAUAUCACUGUGGCCCAAUUGAACCAAGGUACUGGUUAUUCAUUCCUAUUUCUUGGCUUAGGAAACUUGGUUUGGCUUCCUCUUUGCCAACAGUACGGUAAAAGACCUAUCUAUCUUAUCUCUAUGAUUGGUGUCGUUGGAUUCAACCUCUGGGAACCAUUCAUUCACAGCAACGGCGAGUGGGUUGCUUCUAAAAUCCUUCACGGUUUUUUCUAUGCUCCAAUUGAAACAUUGCCAUCGAUAACAAUCGCCGACAUGUUUUUCGAGCAUGAAAGGGCCACCUAUAUGGGUAUCUAUGGAGUGGCUUUGUUUUCUUCAAACUAUGCUGCUCCUAUGCUUGGAGGCUUAGUUAACGAUGCUCUAGGAUGGAGAUGGACUAUUUUUAUUGCAAUCAUUUUUGCUGGAGUCUGUACUAUCGGCAUGUUCUUCCUUAUGGAAGAGACUAGGUAUGAUCGUAAGAUCCGUGUCAAGAGAAACAACGAUGGAGGCAUUAUCAGUGCUAUUACUUCUCGUGGCGAGGAGAAGAUUCCCGCCAUCAUUGAAGUUCUACCAAAGAAAAACAGUGAUUCCGAGGACUACGACGUUGCCGAUAACUUGGCCAACCAAACUUCUGUUAUCGAAGCUGAUGAGGAUUUCACUUAUCCUCCUUUAAAGACGUUCAGACAGAGACUCUCUUUGACUUCCGGCUUUCAAAAGGAGAACCACUUACGGGAUUACUUUUUAAUGCCUUAUCGAAUGGUUCAAUUCCCAAUUGUUCUCUACAGUGGAUUCCUUUACGGAACAUCUCUUUUCUUCUACUCAAUUUUGAACACUACCGAAUCCCUAGUUCUUGGUGCCGAGCCUUACAACUUCUCUUCCUCCAUGUGCGGUUUGGCAUAUGCUUCUGCUGUGAUCUUUGUCUUUAUCUGCUAUCCGAUUGCUGGCUGGUCCACAGAUUGGAUUAAGAUCCACAUAGCCAAAAAACACAAUGGUAUCUCACAGGCUGAGGAUAGGCUUUGGAUCUUAUUGGUGUACACCUUCUUGGGACCUGCUGCUUUAAUUCUUUGGGGCGUUGGUGCAGCCCAUGGCAUAUUUUGGUUUGCUGUUGUGAUUGGUUUAGGUCUUAUGGCUGGUCUCUGUGUCAUCGGUUGUGUCUCUUCUGUUGUCUAUACAUUGGACUGCUAUCCUCAAAUGAAUAUGGCUGCCAUUACUGUGGUGAUUAUUAUUCGAAACACGAUGAAUUUUGGCAUCGAUUACGCAAUUACUCCAUUCAUCACAAACGUCGGCCUACAGAAUACCUUCAUAGCCUGCGCUUUCAUCUGCAUGGCAUGUAUUGGAUCUUUCUUGAUUAUGACGUAUACGGGAUUAUAUUGGAGAAAGAGGACCAGAAAGAAUUACUGGAGAAUGGUCGACGCCUAUAGGAGAAAAGGUGUCAUCAGUUAA